AUAACCUAACAUUGUAAUUGUUUUGUUACAGAUUUGGAUUUUAAGUUUCAAAGUUAAUAUGGUGCGGAAAUUAAAGUACAAAGAUGUAGUAAAAAAUCGAAUCUCUGUCCGACCGAAAAAACUCAAGAAAAACAAUAACAAAUUUAAGUUCGAUCAUAAGAAAACGAAAACAAGCUUUAAGGGGAAAAUUUCUAAUAAAAGUAAAGCGACGGAAGAUGCCGAGAAGGAAGAACUAGUCGAUUCAAAAAGACAAAAAGUUAUAGCACAGUUACAAGAAUCUUCUGAAAGUGAAGAGGAUUUUGAAGAUCCAUUGGCAAAGCUCCAAGAAUCUUUCACAGGUCAGCAACUUGUAAAUGCUCAGGAAUCUGUUGUUAGUGAAAGUGAUAGUGAUAGUGAAGUCCUUUGCCAAAACGAAGCGCUGGAAAGCUUAGGCGAUAAUGACAGUGACACCAACGAAAUUUCAGACAUAAAUGGCAAUCCAGGUGACGAAGUUAACCGAUUUGGAUUAGAUACACAAGCAAUGGAACACGAAAAUUUGGGAGAUCCAUUUAUUCAACACCUAAAUUAUGAAUUGCAUCCAAAUUUGUUGGAGUUGUUGGAGUCCACUCCCGUGUUUAUUGAUACCCAAUCAUUGUGUUGGCCAAGGCUUGGAAAGAUCAAUUUUGAAAUACCAAAGUUUCCGAGUACUGGAAAUAAUUCAAAUAAAGCACUUAAUACCAAUGCAAAAUAUGCAAUUCCACCAACAUUGCCAAAACAGGUUAAAUCGACGGCAAAUGAAUUAUUUUUGAAAUCACAAAUUUUGCAGAACAUUGAAAAAGCAAAUAAGAGUAAAAGAGAGAAUCAGUCAAUUCUGACACCCUUGCAGGAGGAGCUAUUUACAAUGAUUAACAACUACCAAGAUGUAUAUUUUCCUGUACGUACCUUUGAUAAUGCCGAGGAGAUUUGUUUUGUUUAUUGUUUGCAUGUUGUUAAUCACAUUCUGAAAACUAGAAUCAAAAUUCUUCACCACAAUGCCAAACUGGGUAAUAAGGAGGAAGUACCUGAAGAAUACAGGGAUCAGGGAUUGGUUAGGCCUAAGAUUUUGAUCAUACUGCCAUUUAGAGACUCAGCUCUUAAGGUCAUAAACACUAUUAUUGAAAUUCUUUUAUCUAAUGACAGUGGAAAUGUUAUAAAAAGGAAUAGAUUCAUUGAGGAUUUUUCGGGUCAUGAACUUCACUUUCCUAAGAAAAAUCCAAAACCAGCUGAUUAUGAACAGUUAUUCAGUGGAAACACAGAUGACAAUUUUAAAAUUGGUAUUGCGGUCACUAAAAAAAGUCUGAAGCUUUUUGCAGACUUCUACUCAUCUGAUAUUAUUAUAGCAUCACCCUUAGGUCUGAGAACAGUCAUAGGUGCCGAAGGAGAACCAGCACGGGAUUUUGACUUCCUAACCUCAAUCGAACUACUGGUCCUAGACCAAGCGGAAAUAUUUUUCAUGCAGAACUGGGAUCACUUGAUUCACAUUUUUAACCACAUGCACCUCAAACCAAAAGAUUUGCAUGGUACUGAUGUAUCAAGAGUCAGGCAAUGGAGUUUAAAUUUUUGGGCCAAGUACUACCGACAAACUUUGAUAUUUUCCUCCAUUGCCAUCCCAGAACUAAACUCCAUUUUUAAUAAAAAGUGUUUUAAUUACGCUGGCAAGGCUAGGAUUAUAAAUCGGAUCGUAUCAGGCAGUAUCAAUGGAGUGUUUGUUCAGGUUCCCCAUGUGUUUCAUAGAUUUGAGGCCAAUGGACCCACUGAUGCUGUCGAAACGCGGUUUAAUUUUUUUGUUAAGAAAAUAUUGCCGCAGAGAAAGGACAGUUUCAUGAAACAAACUCUGGUAUUCAUACCGAGCUACUUUGAUUAUGUUAGAGUAAGAAACUACUUUAAGAAGGAGAAUUUGAGCUUUGUGCAGAUAUGUGAGUAUUCUAAGGAAAACAAAGUGGCAAGAGCUCGCGAUAUGUUUUACCACGGAGAUGCCCAUUUUCUCCUAUAUACUGAAAGAUACCACUUUUACAACAGAAUACGUAUUAAGGGCAUAAGGCACUUGAUCUUUUACCAACCACCCACUAUGCCACAUUUUUACAAUGAAAUGUGCAACUUGAUGCAGGAGUCCAACAUGAACAGAAAAGUUGGAAAUGUAACUAAUAUGUCAGUGACUAUUAUGUAUUCAAAAUACGACAUUAUGCAAUUGUCCGCUGUAGUAGGAACCGAUCGGGCUGCCCAGAUGGCACUAUCGGAGAGGAAGCUCGUGAUGUGGAAAUCGGGUUCGGACACUAAAGUAUCUAGGGGUGACCCUGGACUCCAAGCUCUCCUGGACGUUUAUGUCAAUGAAACAAGCCCGAAGGCGCAUCUCUGUGGAUGUGCCGUCGCCUCUGGGGAUCCAAUUGAGGCGUGGUCAGAAGUUGCGUUCUGGAUGUACACGAUGCUGGCUUGUCUGGUAUAUGGACGGGGCCAAAAGGGGACACUGGAACAGGAGCUGGGAUAUAUGGCAUAUAUGGUACUCAGACAAGCAUAUAUACAUGUAUGUAUAGAAGCCGACAUGGCAAGCAGACUGACUCAGGAUGCGACUGCAACAUAGUCUCUAUGAUCGGAGCCUUCGGUUGGAAUAGCAGACAGCGUGUUAUAGACCAAGUGCAUUGAUGGCUCGAUAGGCAGGUCGUUCUGCAUUGGGAAACUUUAGCGGGAAUGAUGCAGCCAAGGUUUGUAGUUGCGGGAUCCUCUACUCCUCAGGGUCAAAAAUGGGCUCUCAGCUUCAGUCGCGCGACUACAAACGCUGGUAGGAAUGCUAAAAGGACACUGCCAUCCCGAUAUCUUGGAGAUGGACAACGACAGCACAUGCAUGCAGUGUUUAGAAGAAAAGGAAACUCCUCCAAUUCAUCUCCUAAACAGUUGCGCACCACUAGGGGGCAGCCGAUUGAGAAACCCCGAAGCUCAAUUCAUUCAACCUGAGGAACUAAAACUCCCCAUGGAAGAGGCAUUGUACUUUCUCGAGAAUACAGGGCUCUUCCGGGUUAAGGAUUGAAGACGUGCGGGCAUAAUGGAUCGAAAGGUCUGAAUCCAGCGCACUGGUUCUUGCAGUGAAGCAGUUUUAAGUUUGGCAUAACAGGUAACACAAAACAUCUAUCGACAACCACUUUUAGUAGGUAGGUGAUUAAAAUUGAAUCCAAAAUUAUUAUUAACUAAAUGCUAUUAAAGUGCCAGUAUUUCAUGAUUAACCAAUUGUAUUUAACGCUGACUAGAUGGAGAAUGUUGCCAGAAGGUUGCAAGGUCGAGAAAAAAAAACAACAUCUGGAACAAUUUUGUAAAGCACGAAACCUCCACGAGAAGAAAGUUAUGUUUCAGAAAGUACCCUAGAUAUGGUCCGCUUACCCAAAAGGGACCGAAAACCAUUUUUUAUUAAGAUUUAGGAAAGCAAUCAGCUGCCUAUCUAAAUACACCGAGCAUAGGAGAUAUCAGCCGACGACCUUUAUACCGAUAUAAAACAAGCGAACGAUUGUUAAUUUCACUACGAAUCGAAGCACCCAUAAAGAAAUCAAGCUUAGAGACCGCCAUUGGUACACAAAUAAUCAGCGUCCUUUUUAACCGUCCACGGGAAUAAGAAAUGUAAAAAUGGCUGCGUUCAAGCUUCAGCGUCCAUCCUUUUUUUCGAUUUAAAACUUUUGGACGUUGCUAUGAAACACGAUAAGUAAUAAGUGAAGCUAUCGACUUCAAAUUUGG
This is a messenger RNA of Cylas formicarius (sweet potato weevil), 3735 nucleotides long. RefSeq names its product U3 small nucleolar RNA-associated protein 25 homolog. Gene Ontology annotation, molecular function: rRNA binding; U3 snoRNA binding. NCBI's taxonomy places the organism in Eukaryota, Metazoa, Arthropoda, Insecta, Coleoptera, Brentidae. The transcript is spliced from 7 exons. The record is from RefSeq and is a predicted model, not a curated record. The coding region runs from base 59 to 2596 and encodes 845 amino acids. Gene Ontology annotation, cellular component: nucleolus; small-subunit processome. Gene Ontology annotation, biological process: maturation of SSU-rRNA from tricistronic rRNA transcript (SSU-rRNA, 5.8S rRNA, LSU-rRNA).